Bufo gargarizans (Asiatic toad) is the source of this 3943-nucleotide messenger RNA. RefSeq names its product Sin3A associated protein 130 (gene SAP130). Gene Ontology annotation, biological process: negative regulation of transcription by RNA polymerase II. The record is from RefSeq and is a predicted model, not a curated record. Bases 185 to 3364 code for a protein of 1059 amino acids. The transcript has 22 exons. NCBI's taxonomy places the organism in Eukaryota, Metazoa, Chordata, Amphibia, Anura, Bufonidae. Gene Ontology annotation, cellular component: Sin3-type complex.
GCGCGGUUCAGUCAGACUGAGGGGAGAGAAAGACCGAGACCGGAACCGGAAACCGAAAGAGUAACUGAGAGAACGGAGCAGUCAGCGGGGUUGUUGACAGUGUAAUCCUCGUUUGUUUUGCAGCGGGGAGGCGCCGCGGGCCGUGUCCAUCACCUGGUCCUUUUCAGCAAAAGAGACAGAAGAGAUGUCGGGCUACGCGAUCAAGUGGACUAAGGAGGACAUGAGUUCACAACAGUUCUCUCGUCAAGGGGCUCCCAUUCAUUCACCACAGCUUAUAGGUGGUGGAACGACCUUGGGUCAGAAUCUUCAAGGGACAGGUAGUAUCCAUAAGACGUGUGGUGAUGAGCCUUUACGGGAAAUGGAGGGUCAGCCACGUGACAUGCUUACAGCAAAUACAGUUCUUCCCCCAAGGGAUGACAAACAAGAAGCUGUGGUGGUCCGGCCAUACCCACAGUUACAGAUGGUUCCAAACCACUCAGCAAGUCCUCUGACUAUGACAGCUCAGUCUGCUCAUCUCCCAAAUGUUCCAUUGACGUUCUCUGAGAAUAUCCUAAAGCAGCCUUUGAAGCCAACUAUUCCCAGCAGACCAAUUGCUCCAGCACCUCCCUCUGCCCUUUCUGCUGUUCCAAAGGUUUCUGGGCCAGUCACAGUCACAAUGGAGAGUGGUCUUCCUCAGGCUUCAGCUAUCCCUGUAGCCACUAUUAGUGGGCAGCAGGGACACCCCAACAAUCUGCAUCACAUCAUGACUGCAACUAAUGUCCAGAUGUCUAUAAUCCGCAGCGGCGCUCCGGGACCUCCUCUGCAUAUUGGAGCCUCCCAUCUGCCGAGAGGAGCUGCUGCAGCUGCUGUGAUGUCCAGCUCCAAAGUGACUACGGUUUUAAGACCAGCCUCUAAUCAGAUGCCCUCUGCGCCUACUGCACAGUCGGUAGCGCAGCACAUCAUCCACCCCCCUAUACAGUCUCGCCCUCCAGUAACCACAGCGACUUCAGUCACCCCUGCUGUAGUGGCCACAGUGUCUGCUACCCGAGCGCAGUCCCCAGUUAUCACCACCACUCCAGCACAUGCUGCAGAACCAGUUUUAAGACCAACACUGUCAAUUCAGCAGCACCCUCCUCCUGCAACAAUCAGCAUUCAGAGACCUGCCCAGGUUCGUGAUACUGGAACACGCAUUACAUUGCCCACACAUCCUGCUUUAGGACCUCAGAAACAACAGUUGCAUGCCAUGGCACAGAAGACUCUCUUUGGCACUGGAAACCCAGUAGCUGCAGCAACCGUGGCUCCCAUUCUGGCAACAAACACUCUGCCGUCUGUAACAACAUCAGGGUCUGCUGCCCACACACAAGUUUCUACAAGCACCAUUGUUACCAUGACAAUGCCAUCUCACUCCUCCCAUGCUACAGCAGUGACCACUUCCAACAUUCCUGUAGCUAAGGUUGUUCCACAGCAAAUCUCCCACACUUCACCUCGAAUACAAUCAGAGUAUGGGCCUGAGAGAAGCAAUCUUAUCCCUAUUCCCGGUCACAGAUCCUCUCCCAAUCCCAUGGCCAUGGAGGCACGGAGUGAAAAUAGACCACCUGUACCUGUGCAGUUACAGUAUUUUCUACCCACAUAUCCUCAAACUGGCUACCCGUUGGCUGCUCAUACCUACACACCUAUAACCAGUUCGGUAUCCACUAUUCGUCAAUACCCAGUUUCAGCUCAAGCUCCAAAUUCUGCCAUCACAGCCCAGUCAGUGGCUUCCACAGUCCAUUUGAACCCCAUGCAGCUGAUAAAUGUUGACACGUCACACACACGUCACAUACAAGGAAUUCAACCAGCACCAGUCAGUUCACAAGGGAUGCAGCCUACACCUUUCAGUACACAAGGCAUUCAAGCUACUCCAAUUGCUACCCAGGGUAUCCCUCCCCCUCCCAUCAGCAACCAAGGAAUGCAUCCAGCAGGAUCUAUCACUACUCAGGGUGUCCAGACAUCUUCAGUUAAUGCCCAACAAGCAUCAAGUGACCCAAAGCCUUCUGUCGUACUUGCAGAAGGGGCUACAAUAGUUGCCAAUCCCCUAAAUAGUGCUUUUACUACAGCAGCAGCAAGUGCUACAGUCAUGCAGGGUCACAAUCAAAGUCCAGGUAUUGGUAGUUCCCCAGCCCAGGGCUCCUCUCCACGGCCUAGCAUAUUGCGCAAGAAGCCUACCACUGAUGGGUUGUCUGUUCGAAAAAGCCUUAUUCCUCCUCAUCCAGGAGAUGCUGUGAGCCCUCGCCAUGACAGUGCUCUGCGCAGCACCUCUGCUUCUCCUCGACCUGCUGGUGCUAAACCUAAAGCUGAACUUCACAUCUCUGUGGCACCAGGAGUGACUGGGGAUCCAGGCACAGGUGGUGAGCAGCCGAGUGCAGCUGCAUCCCUCCCUUCUUCUCAUCAUCCUGCAGCUGCUGUACCCAGCCCUCCCUCUCAGCCUGUGCCUGGACCGCUCCCCAGCAGCAUUCAUGUCCCUCCAGCUGCUGUUCCUACCUUGUCAGCACCUCCACCUCUCCUGAGCAGUGCACCUUCUGGAACAGCUGUACAAGAGGCCAAAGUGAAGGAAGAAGUGGAGCCAAUGGACAUAGCAAGGCCAGUUUCAGCAGUGCCUCCACUGACGUCUGGAUCUAUCUCUUCCCCACUUGCUUUGUUAGCCAAUAACAUCUCUGUUACUGCUGGUGAAUUGCCACCAGGAGCUUCACCUCGUAAAAAGCCUCGCAAACAGCAGCAUAUUAUAUCUACAGAGGAAGGUGAUAUGAUGGAGACCAAUAGUACAGAUGAGGAGAAAUGUCACUCUGUAAAACCGCUCACAUCUCGCCCAGAGAAACGAAAGUCCCCACCUAAGGAGUAUAUAGAUGAAGAAGGUGUACGUUAUGUCCCAGUUAAACCUCGGCCCCCCAUUACUCUUCUCCGUCACUACCGUAAUCCUUGGAAAGCUGCCUAUCAUCAUUUUCAGCGUUACAGUGAUGUACGGGUCAAAGAAGAGAAGAAGUUGACGUUACAGGAGAUUGCCAACCAGAAGGGGAUUGCUUGUCGUGUACAAGGCUGGAAGACUCAUCUCUGUGCCGCUCAGCUUCUCCAAUUAACUAAACUAGAGCAAGAUGUGUUUGAUCGCUUAACUGUGCUACAAGAAGGUCUUAUUCCGAAAAAGAAAACUGCCACAGAUGAUGAUUUGCACAGGAUCAACGAACUUAUACAGGGUAACAUGCAGCGCUGUAAACUAGUGAUGGACCAGAUUACAGAAUCCCGGGACUGCAUGCUUAAAGUACUUGAUCACAAGGACCGUGUCCUAAAAUUACUAAACAAGAGUGGAGCAUCACGCAGGCUUUCAAAAGUGAAACACAAAGACAAAGUGUGAGCAGCGGACAGAUCACUUCCAGUUUCACCAAGACCAUUGCGUACUUGCAGGUGUUCAUUUUGGGCUGCUCUAGUGACAGCAGACCAUUCACCUAAAAUGUAUAUAUAUUUUUUUUUUUAAAAGGAAUGAACCUACUUGCGCUUUAUUCCUGUAUUCUUGGCCUGCUUCAGGACUGAUGGCUCUUUUUUUUUGUUUUGUUUUUUAUUUUUUUAUUUUUGGGACUCAAAAUACUUCCUCUGCCAUGAGGAAUCCUGUCAUUUAUUACCUGGUGCUGUGUAUUGGAACUGAUUUUUAGUGUGUGUGACACAUGCUUGUGUAUAGUGCUGUUUUCCCUUUAUGUGCACACACUUUAAAUGUGAUUCUUAUUAGUGGCUCCAUGUUUUGCAAGAGAUUUCAUUUUAAGGCGCCAUAUGUUGAAUUGCAGAGUCUGUUAUUGUGUUGCUGUAGAUUGAGUGCCCUGAUUAUUCAUGUCUGUGUUAAAAAAGAAAAACCCCACGUAUGUACAUACCCUCUACAUUUCAUUUUUAUGUAACUGCUUGCGCUUUCUUCUCUAUUUCUAUAAAUCUGUGCUGAACAAAA